AUGAAUAAUGCCACAUCCAAGCGGCGUUCUCGACUCAAACCCGACUGUGAGCGAAAACGACCAAAGUAUGUCUUCAAAGCGUGUGCAUCAUGCAAACGCAGAAAAGUUCGCUGUAACGGCAAAACUCCUUGCGAGUUCUGUGAGCGACGUUCGAUCAAGUGUUGCUAUUCAAAUGAGUUUGAAUCAUCCACGGAUCAUGCCCACCAUUUGAAUGAUCGGGAGUUACCGUUGGAGGAAAAGAACGUUGGCCGAUCGGAUAUUGUGCCAUUGCAGCAGCUGUCUCACCUUGUGGCAACUUUGCAGGAUAAGGUCGAGUUAUUACAUCACGAAAUCCAAGAUGUUCCGAAAGAGCGUUUGUCUAGCGUCAAGGGUGAUACUGAUACUCAGAACCACCCGAAGCUGAAAGAUCUUCGAUCUACCUCACCAUCACUGCCUGAUUAUACUGGCCCAACCAGUUCUCUCUUCAGCCUCGGCGUUGCGAAGAUGAUUCUAGAGCAUGGCAGGCCUUCCAGCCCAGAGAAGCUAGAUCCGGAGAUCGCUGGAUCGGUGAUAACGACAAACGAGCAAGACAUGACGCAAAUGGAGGCUUGUUCAUCAACUAAAACGGGUAGUAGUGACCUGGGCCUGCUGAGUGAGAUUAACUUGAACGAAGCUUUCCGCCUCAUUCAUCUGUAUGAUGAUAUCGUAGGCACGUUGCUUCCGAUAGUUGAUAUCGAAACAAUCAAAAUGCAAGCUAAAAUGCUGUGGGCGAACAUCAUUUACGAACUGAAUCCGAAUGAUAGUUCUGGUGGCCUCCGUGAAUGCGAUGCCACCCCUUUGAAAAUGGUUAUCGCUAUUGCUCUGCUUGCUGAGGGUGGUGGCUAUAGCCGCGUGGCGAUUGAUCUGCACGACAGCCUGCUACCAAAUGUAUUGCCCCAUGCCGUCUUGAGAAAAUUCUCCUUACGGGGCCAGCAGAUAAUCCUACUGAAUGCCUUGUUUUAUAUGUUCCAGGAUGACUACAGACUCGCGUCUCGAAUGAUUACUAUUGGCUCGCGCACUAUUAUUGAGUCCGGAUUACAUCGGAAAAAAGUUCUUUCGGAUUAUUUCCCACGUCCAGAGGAGCAGAAGGAAAUCACCACCCUGCUCUACACUUCUUUCGUUCUCGAUCGGCAAAUAAACUUCGCAGCUGGGUUGCCGUUCACUUUCCGCGACAACGAUAUCGACAUUCCCGAGGUGGAAGACGUUCCAUAUCUGAAAGCCAUGAGAUCAUAUGUGCAGUUUGGAGCCCAAAUUUGGUAUUCCAUCACAGAUGAACACGGGAAAUUCAAGCGACGGUUGAAGGAAGAAACCUUUGACUUUUUGAGCUACAAAGUCAAAUCAUGGCAAGAAAGUCUCCCCAAAGCUCUACAGUCGUCCCAAGACGAGCUGGGAUCUGUGGAGAGCAUUCCUUUCGAGGACCGAAAGGCCUAUCUCAUCAGAUCUAUCCUGUUCCUACGAGCAAACCAGAUCAGGAUUUUGGUCCUACGUCCUCUACUUUACUCAUACCAAACAGCGAAAGCGAAUCCCGGCCAUGCAGACACCCUUGUCCAACUUGCAACAAACACGAUCAAUAAGGUUCUCGAGAUGGAUCGUCAAUCCAAUCUAUAUCGCACACAAAUACCAAUUUUGAAUCAUUUCCUUUCAUCUGCGUUGUGUUCCUUGUUCCUUGUUCUUGCUCAUUAUUCACGCCUUUCCACCACGGAGCUCACUACGAGUGAAAGUGCCGCCGUGGUCGAUGCUAUUGCUAAUGGCCUAAGCUUACUGCGAACUUACCUAUUCUCCCUGUCUUCACAGCGGUUGCUGCGAAAGUUUACUGGGCCACAGGGCCUGAUAUCUCAUCUUGGGCUUCUGAAAAACUGCAAUCACUUUGACAAAUUACUCUUGGAGAAGCUUGAUAUUGACAAAUUUACGGGUCUAGACAAUGUCGCGCUAGAUCGAAAUCCAGUGAUGGAGGGUAAUGAUCAUCCUCUGCAUGAUUACUCCAAUCCGACAGGAAGUGAGUGGCCUCUUGAAUUAUCAUUGCCAUCCCCAGUCACGCCCGGAGAUAUAAGCCAGCUAUUUGCUAGCUAUGAAUUGGACUUCAUGGGAUUCAAUCUCUUAUGA
Molecule: messenger RNA, 2121 nt
Organism: Penicillium roqueforti
Lineage: Eukaryota; Fungi; Ascomycota; Eurotiomycetes; Eurotiales; Aspergillaceae
Product: transcriptional regulator family TF
Exons: 4
Coding region: 1-2121 (706 amino acids)
Biological process (GO): positive regulation of transcription from RNA polymerase II promoter by galactose; DNA-templated transcription
Cellular component (GO): nucleus
Molecular function (GO): DNA-binding transcription factor activity, RNA polymerase II-specific; zinc ion binding; RNA polymerase II cis-regulatory region sequence-specific DNA binding
Source: RefSeq, a predicted model, not a curated record